AUGGCCUGGGGCAAAUGGUUUUAUACAAACCAAUUUGUACAUUAUGAGACCAUCCCCAACGGGUUCCCGUCGCGCGUGCUGUUCCCUUCGCGAUGGGAAAAAGAGGGCGACGGGAAUCAAACACCAGCUCCAACGCCUUCCCGUCGCGGGCCGACGCGCCGUGGGAACCUCUCUCCUAUCCCGUCGCGGUUCCGCCGAGCGGAGCGGGGGCUGGCGGUUGCGCUCGCGCGCUUGGACGGAAGAGGCGGAAGCGAGGCGGCGACGGCGUCUGGGCACUCGAGGGAGAUGGAGAGCCUGGCACAGCGCGCAGCGCUGCUACGGGAGUAUUUGCAGAGCAGGGAACGGAGAGGAGAAGCUAGAUCGAUUUGUAGAAGGACAGAUCGAGGUGGGAGAACAACGGAUCAAGUUGGGACAGGACGAUAUGAGUUCAAAGAACAGCCGAUUGAGGCAUAUACUGUACAAGUUCAGCCGCUGAAGCCUUGGCUUGACCAGUGCAGAGGAAUCCCAGGAUGAAUUAGUGCAGCAUCAACGAAGAAGCCAUCUAGCUGCCGUGUGUAUGUUCAAAAGCCAAAAGGCGAUAUAUAUAAAGUUUUAAAUCUUCUGAGUA
Messenger RNA from Phragmites australis (common reed), 607 nucleotides. RefSeq lists its product as uncharacterized. The record is from RefSeq and is a predicted model, not a curated record. The transcript has 5 exons. Bases 1 to 513 code for a protein of 170 amino acids. Lineage: Eukaryota; Viridiplantae; Streptophyta; Magnoliopsida; Poales; Poaceae.